AUGGGGGCUGAUAACGUGACCUGGGUCAAUGAGUUCAUCUUGUUGGGACUCUCCACUGACCAGCAGACUCAAGCUGGACUCUUUGUGCUGUUUGGGGCAAUGUAUUUGCUGACCUUGCUGGGUAAUGGGCUGAUCAUCCUUCUGAUAUGGCUGGAUGCUCGACUCCACUCCCCCAUGUACUUCUUCCUCUGCAACCUCUCAGUUGUUGACAUCAUCUACACCACCAGUGGGGUCCCACAGAUGCUAGCACAUUUUCUCAUGGAGAAAAAGACCAUCUCCUAUACCCGAUGUGCCACCCAGCUCUUCUUCUCUUUGGCAUUAGGAGGAAUUGAGUUUCUACUGUUGGCAGCAAUGGCUUAUGACCGCUACGUGGCAGUCUGUGACCCCUUGCAAUAUGUCAUGGUCAUGCAUCGAGGAAUGUAUGUGAGCCUGGCCAUAGUCUCCUGGCUCAUUGGCCUGGCCAAUUCAGCAGUGGAGACAGCAGUCACAGUGAGACUCCCCACUUGUGGAAAAAAUGUCUUGAACCAUGUGGCUUGUGAGACUCUGGCCCUGGUGAGGUUGGCUUGUGUAGACAUCACCUUUAAUCAGAUCAUUAUUUUAAUAUCUAGUGUCAUCGUGCUCCUGGUGCCCUGCUGCCUGGUUUCUCUGUCCUAUGCUCAUAUUGUAGCAGCCAUCCUACGUAUCCGUUCCACCCAAGGACGCCGCAAAGCCUUUGGGACAUGCACUUCUCACCUCACUGUGGUUUCCAUGUCUUACGGGAUGGCUUUGUUCACCUAUAUGCAGCCCCGUGCCAGUGCCUCAGCUGAGCAGGACAAAAUGGUAGUGCUCUUCUAUGCUGUGGUAACUCCCAUGCUUAAUCCCCUGAUUUAUAGUCUCAGAAACAAGGAUAUGAAAGCUGCCCUGAGAAAAGUGAUAGGAAGGAGCUCAGCCUGA
Molecule: messenger RNA, 933 nt
Organism: Gracilinanus agilis (Agile Gracile Mouse Opossum)
Lineage: Eukaryota; Metazoa; Chordata; Mammalia; Didelphimorphia; Didelphidae
Product: olfactory receptor 2F1-like
Exons: 1
Coding region: 1-933 (310 amino acids)
Biological process (GO): G protein-coupled receptor signaling pathway
Cellular component (GO): membrane
Molecular function (GO): G protein-coupled receptor activity; olfactory receptor activity
Source: RefSeq, a predicted model, not a curated record